Molecule: messenger RNA, 996 nt
Organism: Cladophialophora psammophila CBS 110553
Lineage: Eukaryota; Fungi; Ascomycota; Eurotiomycetes; Chaetothyriales; Herpotrichiellaceae
Product: thiazole biosynthetic enzyme, mitochondrial
Exons: 2
Coding region: 1-996 (331 amino acids)
Biological process (GO): thiamine biosynthetic process
Source: RefSeq, a predicted model, not a curated record
AUGUCUCCACCAAUUGCCACCUUUAACGAGUUUGAAGGCUACGCCAGCACCAAACAGAUGAAAGAAAGCGCCCUUGGAGCCAAAAAGGUAGCCUUGACGGCCGCCAACGAACACUACAACAACAGUCUGCUUGAACAAUUCAGUGGCAAAUGGGACGGUUUCAAAUUUGCUCCCAUCCGCGAGUCCCAGGUCUCUCGGGCUAUGACUCGACGCUACUUUGCCGACCUAGACCGAUAUGCCGAGUCGGACGUGGUCAUCGUCGGCGCGGGUUCUUGCGGACUUUCCACUGCCUAUACCUUGGCAAAGGCGAGACCCGACCUGAAAAUCGCCAUCAUUGAGGCUUCCGUCAGCCCCGGAGGCGGUUGCUGGCUGGGUGGCCAGCUCUUUUCGGCCAUGGUUCUGCGCAAACCAGCCGAAGCCUUUCUCAAUGAUAUCGGCGUGCCGUAUGAAGACGAAGGCAACUAUGUGGUUGUCAGGCACGCCGCACUCUUCAUGUCCACGCUGAUGAGCAAGGUCUUGGCCAUGCCAAAUGUCAAGCUGUUCAACGCCACCUGUGUUGAAGAUCUGGUCACCCGCCCGUCUGCCGAAGGCGGUGUCAGAGUGGUUGGCGUGGUCACAAACUGGACGCUGGUCACCUUGCACCAUGAUAACCAUAGCUGCAUGGACCCCAACACAAUCAAUGCUCCACUAGUCAUCAGCACCACUGGCCACGAUGGACCCUUUGGAGCUUUUUGCGCCAAGCGCCUGGUCAGCAUGAACGCGGUUGAGAAAUUGGGCGGCAUGCGUGCGCUCGACAUGAACAGUGCCGAGGAUGCCAUUGUCAAGGGAACUCGCGAGGUGUCGCCGGGCUUAAUUAUGGGCGGCAUGGAGCUGAGUGAACUGGAUGGCGCCAAUCGCAUGGGUCCAACCUUUGGGGCCAUGGUCUUGAGCGGUGUCAAAGCUGCGGAGGAAGCUCUGAAGGUCUUUGAGACGAGGAAAGCAGAGUGUGCCGAGUGA